UUUGGCAGGAGCAGUGAUGUUCUGAAUGACCUCAUUUAACAACGCAGACAAUUCCUUACCGUGACUCACAUCUGAUUUUCUUUUUACGAAGCAUGAGUGUAAAGAAAAAAAAAAAAAAAGAAUUUCAGGAAAUGUCAGCAGACGUAAAAAGUAAAAACAGGGGGAAUGACAAAAAGGGGGCAGCGGUGGAAUAGUAAAGAAUCCCUUUUCCAGUUCUGUAGGGCUUGGUAAUUUUGGCAACCAAUGUGGGCGGGGAAAUGAAUGGGACUACAGGCAUAUUUAGCUUGUCAGUUCUCAGUUGCUCAGACUUGCAAAAGGGUUUUCCUUAACAAGCUGUCGGUUUCCUUUUUAUAUGCUUCAGUUGCUUCCAUUGCACAAGCUGAAAAACCUAUAGUAUAGUAUAACCUCAUAGACAAACUACAUCCUAACAGCAGUACCUACAAGCAAAAAAAAAAAAAUCUCCAGGAAUUUACAAGAAUCAAGGUGGAUUUUUUUUUUUCCUUUUUAAAGCGCUCAAGUGUAUUCAAAAAGCCUUGAAAUAUGAUCGCUUUAGUGCUCCCAUGGAUAUGCAUGUUAAUUGUGAACUCCUUGACUCAUCCUGCUGUUAUAUCCCCACAGGACCCUACAUUAAUGAUAGGAUCAUCACUAAAUGCAGCUUGCUUAGUGGACUCUGACUUAAAUCUGAAAGCAGAGGACCUGUUCUGGACCCUUAAUGGGAGAAGGCUUCCCACAGAUUUGUAUAAGACACUGAAUGGCACAACCCUAAGUGUGGCCUUGAAUAACCUGAACGGAUCCAAGCAGCAAUCGGGAGACAACCUGGUGUGCCACAGCAAAGAUGGGAGAAUCCUUGCAGGAUCAUGUCUUUAUGUUGGAUUACCUCCUGAAAAACCAACCAAUAUUACCUGCUGGUCGAAGAAUAUGAAAGACCUGACCUGCAAGUGGGUUCCAGGUAGUGAAGGAGAAACCUACCUACACACCAACUAUACCCUGAAAUACAAGCUCAGGUGGUAUGGCAGAGAUAACACAUGUCAAGAAUAUCAUACCAUGGGUCAAUAUUCUUGCCACAUUCCUAAGGAUCUUGCUCUUUUCACACCAUAUGAAAUUUGGGUGGAGGCUUCAAACAGACUAGGAUCCAUCACCUCUGACAUAAUAACCCUGGACAUUCUUGAUGUGGUCACCACAGACCCACCAUCAGAUGUUCAUGUGAGUCGAGUCGGUGACUUGGAGGAUCAACUGAGUGUUCGAUGGAGUUCCCCUCCUGCUUUAAAGGACUUUCUGUUUCAAGCUAAAUACCAGAUUCGAUACAGAGUCGAAGAUAGUUCUGAAUGGAAGGUGGUAGAUGAUGUAGGCAACCAGACUUCCUGUCGUCUUGCUGGAUUAAAACCAGGAACUGUGUACUUUGUCCAGGUUCGGUGUAACCCGUUUGGGAUUUAUGGAUCUAAGAAGGCAGGCAUCUGGAGUGACUGGAGCAAUCCAACUGCUGCAUCUACUCCAAGAAGUGAAAGAAUCACCGGGGUAUGUGACCCCAAGAGUGGUGAGCAGAAUUCUACUUUAAGACGGGAAUUAAAACAAUUCUUUGGCUGGGUGAAGAAACAUGCAUAUGGCUGCUCCAACCUUAGCAUCAAAUUAUAUGACCAGUGGAGGGUGUGGCUGCAAAAAUCACACAAAACACGGAACCAGGUAGCCGGGCAGGAGGACACAAAAGAAGCGGAGCUGAGGACUUUAUACAAAACAUCAGCAAAACUUGAGCAUCGCUCUGAAGAAGACUUUUAAGUUCGACUUUUGAGAUCACGAUGGUGAGCUUUGCUGUCCCGAGGAAAGAGAAUCUGACAGAGAUGAAGUUAUGUGUUUUCAUUUCAACGUACAUCGCAUUCCCCUCCAGGUACCAUGGUUUGAAGGUGACCAAAUAGUCUUGCAAAAGACUGUCUUUUACAGAACUAUGUGUUUUGAAUGCUUUAACUAUUUUAAUGCUUAUUUAAAUUUUGUAAAUGUUGGCUAUGUUUUUAAUGCUCACAGAAUUUUACUUUUUUAUGAUUUUAUUUUGAAUGGUUACAUUUUCUUUUUAUCAGUUUUUUUUGUUCUGUUUUUUUUAUGAAUCCAAAUGUCAACAAAAAUUAAAUGAUAUUUUGUCUAAACUAA
Rana temporaria (common frog) is the source of this 2139-nucleotide messenger RNA. It is a transcript of the gene CRLF1, whose product is annotated as cytokine receptor like factor 1. The record is from RefSeq and is a predicted model, not a curated record. The transcript has 8 exons. Gene Ontology annotation, biological process: cytokine-mediated signaling pathway; positive regulation of tyrosine phosphorylation of STAT protein. Gene Ontology annotation, cellular component: CRLF-CLCF1 complex; external side of plasma membrane; signaling receptor complex. Gene Ontology annotation, molecular function: cytokine receptor activity; cytokine binding. Lineage: Eukaryota; Metazoa; Chordata; Amphibia; Anura; Ranidae. Bases 541 to 1773 code for a protein of 410 amino acids.